This is a messenger RNA of Lolium perenne, 1237 nucleotides long. RefSeq lists its product as uncharacterized. NCBI's taxonomy places the organism in Eukaryota, Viridiplantae, Streptophyta, Magnoliopsida, Poales, Poaceae. Gene Ontology annotation, biological process: negative regulation of DNA-templated transcription. The record is from RefSeq and is a predicted model, not a curated record.
CCCGCCAUAUUUACACCACCUCCACACGGCACCACUCUACUGCAAGUGUGCUCACGUCGUCGAACCGUAGCACCGUGUGCGUUGCUCACCACCCCAUGGCCAAGCGCCUCUUCCAUUCUUGCCGCUCCCCCUCCGCCGCCGACGUGGUCAUCCCCACCACCCAGCACCACCCACCGCCCUUCACGCCCCCCGCCGGGGCAUGCUGUCCGCGCGUCCUCCCUCGCCGCCGUUCCCUGCCACCGGACUCCUUCGGCGCCAGAGGCUGCGCCGCCGACUACUCCGCCGACGAUCUCCCCCCGGCCCCCGGAACGCCCGCCUACCGCUGGCUCAAGAGCUCCCGCUGGCACGUCAUCGAGGCCGCCGCCACCGACGGCGACGACACGCCCCGCCUCAAGAUCGACGCGCAGCGCCGGCUGCGGCGCUCCCGCCGCCGCCGCCGCCUCCACCGCAAGGCGGCCCUCGCGAGCUUCUCGUCCGGCGACAGCGGCUGGUUCAGCACCGACGAGGAGCCCGACGACGCGUACAGCCGCAGCCUCGGUGGCACGGCGGAGGCGACGGUGGUGACGUCGACCGCGACGGAGACCUCCUCCGGGAGCUCCGGCGCCGUGGCAGCGGCGGAGGCGGACGUGGCCGGGAGCUUCGCGGUGGUGAAGCGCUCCGACGACCCCCGGGCCGACUUCCGGCGCUCCAUGGCGGAGAUGGUCGUCACCCGCCGCAUCUACGACGCCGACGGGCUCGAGCGCCUGCUGCGCUGCUUCCUCGCGCUCAACGACCAGCGCCACCGCCGCGACAUCGUCGACGCUUUCGGCGACGUGUGGGAGGCCGUGUUCGCCAAACCACCGUCCCACGGCAACGUCGCGUCCGAGCCUGCACUGCAGCCGACGAGCUACGGCAAGGCUGCAGCGGCGUCCCGUCAGUAGAAGUGCAGAGCACGUAUGCUCGCCCUGUAUAAAAUGUGAUUACUUUGUACAUGUUGGAGUAGUAGACUAGACGCGAUGAGUAUGUAAAUUAUGUUUCUUCUUUGGGUUUGCGGCACUUGCCUCCUUUCGGUUUCUUGCAUGCUACUUCUUCUUCGCAGCAUGGAAAUGGGUGCCACUCUGAUCUGAUGCGAUAGGACGUGAACAGAGUACGUAUGUCUGCACACACACGCCUGGUUUCUACAUUUCUUUUCAGCUCUCUCGCAGAGGUUCUGUAGGAAUGUGAAUUGAUCUCGGAAAUAUAUUUCGUAUCAUGCAAA